AUGGACAACAGCUGGCACCCGCUGCACACGUCCCUCUGGGUCUACAACAAGCUGGCGCUCCCCAACAUGAUCUUGACCUGCCUUGGUAAUCGUGUGGAGACGGCACACAGCGUGGAGUCCCGGCCCCCUUUUCUGGACCAGAAGCUGGCCGACGCGGCGCGGCAGUCGCUGAGCGAGAAGUGGACCCUCAAGGAGGCCGGAAAGCCCUUCAUCACGCAGGAGCUAUACGAGCGCCGCAAGCAUCCCUAUACGGCUCCUAUCAAGUGGCCGUGCGGCGGUCCUUUGAACCGCCUCAUGGAAAGGCUCAUCACCAAGGAGAAUGUUGAGAACUUGGGCUUCAUUGACUGGGGGAACACCCGAGGUUGGUUGCAAGCGGCCUUUGGGGACGACGCUGAUUCGAGAUCGUUCAGACGGCUGGUCAUCAUUGGAUCCUGGGUUGUUCUAAGCCAGAGCUUUGGAGUCAAGAGAGCUUCCAAGCAGCACUGGUACAACGGACUGAAAACUUGUAAAUCCUCAUAA
Pyricularia grisea is the source of this 519-nucleotide messenger RNA. RefSeq lists its product as uncharacterized. Gene Ontology annotation, molecular function: asparagine synthase (glutamine-hydrolyzing) activity. Lineage: Eukaryota; Fungi; Ascomycota; Sordariomycetes; Magnaporthales; Pyriculariaceae. The record is from RefSeq and is a predicted model, not a curated record. Bases 1 to 519 code for a protein of 172 amino acids. The transcript is spliced from 2 exons.